Molecule: messenger RNA, 4736 nt
Organism: Meriones unguiculatus (Mongolian gerbil)
Lineage: Eukaryota; Metazoa; Chordata; Mammalia; Rodentia; Muridae
Gene: Arhgef2
Product: Rho/Rac guanine nucleotide exchange factor 2
Exons: 26
Coding region: 1-3708 (1235 amino acids)
Biological process (GO): positive regulation of neuron differentiation; cell morphogenesis; actin filament organization
Cellular component (GO): ruffle membrane; cytoskeleton
Molecular function (GO): microtubule binding; guanyl-nucleotide exchange factor activity
Source: RefSeq, a predicted model, not a curated record
AUGAACAGAUCGGGCCCAGAGAAGUUCUUCGUAGGUGACGGCCCAGUGGACCCGGUGCCCCCCAGCCAAGCUCAGCGCUGCCCGUCUGCAGCUGAAUCCACAGAGCAGCUGGAGGAAGAGGAGAAUGAAGAAGAGAAAGGGAGGGAGGGAAAACAGGACGACAGCGACGGCUUCCACGCGUCACCCCUUAGAAGGUCUGGGGCUUUCAGAGCCCAUAGCCACACCACCGACACCUUCAAAAGACACAGCUGGGGGCCUGGCAAGGAGUUUCAGGACCCAAUAAGCAGGAGGAGACUGCAGUCAUCGGGAUGCCCAAGCUCCCAGGAAGCCCCGUCUCUACAGAGCCUCGAGGAACUGGACACCCUUCUGGGAGCGCAGCAACAGCAGGAGCAGCAGGAGCAGCAGGAGCAGCAGGAGCAGCAGGAGCAGCAGCAACAGCAGCAGCAGGGUGGCCAACUCUUUCACCGGGGUCAGAGUGCCUGCCAUCUGUUUGCUGCCUCGUUGGCUCACUCGGCCACUGGCAUGCUGUCCAAGGCUGUGUCCAUGAGUGGCAUCAAUUUCCUCUUGGAAAGCUCAGAUCUAAAAGCAGGCAACUCACUGCCGUCCUCUACCACCAACCUCAGCAAAUGCGGUAGCCAGCUGGAAGGGGAGUCAGGGACCGGGGCAGGCUCCUCCUUGCGACGGACCUUCAGCUUCUUCUUGGGCAUGACCGGCAAGGCCAAGACCCGGGAAAAGGAGAAGAUGAAGGAAGCCAAGGAUGCUCGCUAUACCAACGGCCACCUCUUUACCACCAUCUCAGUCUCAGGCAUGACUAUGUGCUAUGCCUGCAACAAGAGCAUCACAGCCAAGGAAGCCCUCAUCUGCCCAACCUGCAAUGUGACUAUCCACAACCGCUGUAAAGACACCCUGGCCAACUGUACCAAGGUCAAGCAGAAGCAACAGAAAGCUGCACUGCUGAAGAACAACACUGCCUUGCAAUCUGUUUCUCUUCGAAGUAAGACCACCACCAGAGAGCGGCCAACCUCUGCCAUCUACCCCUCUGAUAGCUUCCGGCAGUCCCUCCUAGGUUCUCGUCGGGGCCGCUCCUCCUUGUCUUUGGCCAAGAGUGUUUCCACCACCAACAUUGCUGGACAUUUCAAUGAUGAGUCUCCUCUGGGGCUGCGUCGGAUCCUCUCCCAGUCCACAGACUCCCUCAACAUGCGGAAUCGAACCCUGUCUGUGGAAUCCCUUAUUGAUGAAGGUGCAGAAGUGUUCUACAGUGAGCUGAUGAGUGACUUUGAGAUGGACGAGAAGGACUUUGCUGCAGACUCGUGGAGCCUUGCCGUGGACAGCAGCUUCCUGCAGCAGCAUAAAAAGGAGGUGAUGAAACAGCAAGAUGUCAUCUAUGAGCUAAUCCAGACAGAGCUGCACCACGUGAGGACCCUGAAGAUCAUGACCCGCCUCUUUCGCACUGGGAUGCUGGAAGAGUUGCAGCUGGAGCCAGGAGUAGUCCAGGGCCUGUUUCCCUGCGUGGAUGAGCUUAGUGACAUCCAUACACGCUUCCUCAGCCAGCUGUUAGAACGCCGGCGCCAGGCCCUAUGUCCAGGCAGCACCCGGAACUUUGUCAUCCAUCGUUUGGGUGACCUGCUCAUCAGCCAGUUCUCAGGUUCCAAUGCGGAGCUGAUGCGCAAGACCUACUCAGAGUUCUGCAGCCGUCACACCAAGGCCUUAAAGCUUUAUAAGGAGUUGUACGCGCGAGACAAACGUUUCCAGCAGUUCAUCCGAAAAGUGACCCGCUCAGCUGUGUUGAAGCGUCAUGGGGUUCAGGAGUGCAUUCUACUGGUAACUCAGCGGAUCACCAAAUAUCCAGUGCUCAUCAACCGAAUCCUACAGCAUUCCCACGGGAUUGAAGAAGAGUGCCAAGAUCUGACAACAGCCCUAGGACUGGUGAAGGAGCUGCUGUCCAAUGUGGACCAGGAUGUGCACGAGCUUGAGAAAGGGGCCCGCCUGCAGGAGAUCUACAACCGAAUGGACCCUCGGGCCCAGACCCCCGUGCCUGGCAAAGGCCCCUUCGGCCGAGAGGAGCUUUUAAGGAGAAAACUUAUCCAUGAUGGCUGUCUGCUCUGGAAGACAGCCGCAGGACGCUUCAAAGAUGUGCUGCUCCUGCUAAUGACAGAUGUGCUAGUGUUUCUCCAGGAAAAAGACCAAAAGUACAUCUUUCCUGCCCUGGACAAGCCUUCGGUGGUGUCCUUGCAGAAUCUGAUUGUACGAGACAUCGCCAACCAGGCCAAAGGGAUGUUUCUGAUCAGUGCCGGCCCGCCCGAGAUGUACGAGGUGCACACAGCGUCCCGGGAUGACCGCAGCACCUGGAUCCGCGUCAUUCAGCAGAGCGUGCGCGUAGGAGGUUCCUGUGGACCAUGUGCAAAGGAAGGAAAGCUGAUUGCUGGUGUUUUUUCCACAAAUCCAACAUGCCUGUUGCCCAGCAGAUGCCCAUCCAGGGAGGACUUCCCUCUGAUUGAGACGGAGUUUGAGGCCUACCUCCGGAAGAUCAAGAUGGAACUGCAGCAGAAGGACCGAGCGCUGGUAGAGCUGCUCCAGGAGAAGGUCGGGCUGUUUGCCGAGAUGACCCAGUUCCAGGCAGACGAAGAUGGUGUCGGGGGGAUGCCCCUGCCCACCGUGCCCAGGGGCCUCUUCCGCUCUGAGUCUCUGGAGUCCCCUCGGGGCGAGCGGCUGCUGAGAGAUGCCAUCCGUGAAGUGGAAGGCCUGAAAGACCUGCUGGUGGGGCCUGGUGUGGACCUACUUUUGACUCCCCGAGAACCAGCCUUGCCCUUGGAAUCUGACAGUGGCAACACCAGUCCUGGGAUCACUGCCAAUGGAGAGGCCAGAACCUUCAAUGGCUCCAUUGAGCUCUGUAGAGCAGACUCAGAUUCCAGCCAGAAGGAUCGGAAUGGAAAUCAGUUGCGGUCACCCCAGGAGGAGGCCUUACAGCGAUUGGUCAAUCUUUAUGGACUUCUACAUGGCCUGCAGGCUGCUGUAGCCCAGCAGGACACUCUGAUGGAAGCCCGUAACCUUGAGGGCCCUGAACGGUGGGAAAAGCUCUCCCGAGCCAACUCUCGGGAUGGUGAAGCCGGCCGGGCUGCGGUUGCCCCCGCGGCUCCCGAGAAGCAGGCUACAGAGCUGGCCCUGCUGCAGCGGCAACACACCCUGCUUCAGGAGGAGCUGCGCCGCUGUCGGCGGCUCGGCGAAGAGCGGGCGACUGAAGCCGGCAGCCUGGAGGCCCGGCUCCGGGAGAGCGAACAAGCCCGGGCCCUGCUGGAGCGGGAGGCUGAAGAGGCCCGAAGACAGUUGGCUGCCUUGGGCCAAAACGAGCCACUCCCAGCAGAAGCCCCCUGGGCUCGCAGGCCUCUGGACCCUCGACGCCGCAGCCUUCCAGCAGGCGAUGCUCUGUACUUGAGCUUCAAUCCUCCUCAGACCAGUCGAGGCCAUGACCGUCUGGAUUUGCCUGUGACUGUUCGUUCCCUCCCCCGACCCUUUGAUGACCGGGAGAGGCAGGAGCUUGGAAGCCCUGAGGAGAGGCUGCAGGACAGCAGUGACCCUGACACUGGCAGUGAAGAGGAAGGCAGUAGCCGCUUGUCUCCACCGCACAGCCCACGAGAAUUCACGAGAAUGCAGGACAUCCCAGAGGAGACAGAAAGCCGAGACGGCGAGCCUACAGCCUCAGAGAGCUAAGGGGACACUUCCGCCCUGCCUGAUGCCCCACUGAAGAACAUUAGUUAACGGGGCAAGCCUUGGGGACUCCGUUCUGCCAAUAAUGAGGGAAUAGUUGAAAGAACUCCUGAUUGUCCUUGCCAGCUCCUGGGAUCCGUGGAUACCUGGGGCCCAUGUAGGAACUGGGGGAUUUAGAGGCCACAGUACCCUUGGUGGCAUCCAAGAGCUACACCACAGAUGCCAGUUUUUCAUGCCUUCUUCCCUCUACUUAGCAAAAAUUAUUUAUUUAUUGUUUAUUGGUUAUGGGGGAGAGUGAUUUAAAGGACCAGGGACAUGGGAACCAAGCCAUAGGGAUUGCAGGGCCUCUCCUUUAACACCGCCGGGAGAUGCUUAGGCCUAACUCCUGCCCUAGUGACACCCAUUUGUGGCCACAGAGCCUACUGCCCCUUUAAGGAGGGCUGUGGGUAGGACCGUGUCCCUUUCCCCACUCCCCGUAGCCUCCUCCUGCUGGUCUUCCUUCUCUUCAUCCUCCAUGGAAAUCUGCCUCCUUGGAGUUGAUGGAGUAGAGGCUAGGGUAGCCAUAAUGUAUUGGGGUGGGGGAGGAAAAAUCCACAGGGACCAGAAUAUUUUUUUUGUUCGUUUUCUUUUUUUGUACCAAAGCCAACUGCACGUGUUUUAUAUUUUUAAAAGAAGAUUGUAGGCACUUCUAGCUCCAUGUCUUUGAACUUGAGGAAUUGGGGAGACUGACUUUCAUCUACAGUCAGGGGGCUCCUAUUCGGAAUUCUUCCUCAGCCAUUUGAAAGAAGCUCUAAGGUGGGUUGGGAAACCGCUAGAACUUUCCCCUCACCUCCCACCAUGGCAACUACAGUUGAAAUGUAAGCAAGAAUUGAGGGGUGGGGGGGAUUUCUUCAAUGCAACCCUAAUGCCCACCAGCGAUAGCCAUUUGCCUGCCAAUUUAAUUGUUAAAAACAAAACACGACAGAAACAAAGGAAGACAAAGGAAAAGAAGAAAAAGCUCAAGCAGGGAAAAAUUAAAAACCUAAACCACG